Vitis vinifera (wine grape) is the source of this 3792-nucleotide messenger RNA. Its product is annotated as disease resistance protein RUN1. Lineage: Eukaryota; Viridiplantae; Streptophyta; Magnoliopsida; Vitales; Vitaceae. The transcript has 6 exons. The record is from RefSeq and is a predicted model, not a curated record. The coding region runs from base 239 to 3730 and encodes 1163 amino acids. Gene Ontology annotation, molecular function: ADP binding. Gene Ontology annotation, biological process: defense response; signal transduction.
UUUUUUUUUUCCAGCUUUUCUUUAUCUUUUCUCUUCACUCGUUUAGCGCGCUUUCCUCCUCACCACUUUUUUAGCAGAGGGAGUAUUUUCUUGCUUGUACCAUAAGCGACUUCUUUGCCUUCCUUUAUUUCAAGUUUUGUCGGAAGACUUGGCUUCAAUUACAUUCACUUGCCACAGUGUUCAGAUAAUUCAAACUUGAAAACUCAUAUCUCAAGUUUCAUCUCUCUACUGCUCGGUAAUGGCUUCUGCAGCUGCUUCUUCUUCUUCUUCUCAAAGGCGCUAUGAUGUGUUCCUCAGCUUCAGAGGAGAAGACACCCGCAAUAAUUUCACUGCCCAUCUCCUUAAGGAGCUACGUACCAAAGGAAUCGACACUUUCAUAGAUGAGGAGAGGCUUGAGACAGGCCAAGUCAUAUCUCCUGCCCUUGUUGCUGCUAUUGAAAGCUCCAAGUUGUCUAUCAUUGUUUUGUCAGAAAACUAUGCAUCUUCUAGGUGGUGCUUGGAGGAGCUGGUGAAGAUACUGGAGUGCAAGAGAACCAGGGGACAGAGGGUUCUCCCAAUUUUCUACGAUGUGGAUCCCUCGGAUGUCAGAAAUCACAGGGGAAAAUUUGGAGAAGCAUUGGCUAAACACGAUGUAAAUUUGAGGAAUAUGGAUAGGGUGCCGAUUUGGAGGGUUGCUCUCACUGAAGUUGCCAAUUUAUCUGGUCGGGAUUCAAGAAAUAAGAAUGAAGCAACGUUUAUUGAGGAAAUUGCCUCAUUUAUUUUCCAUGAGAAAAUUAAUAUGGCACAAAGUGAUACAGCUGAGGACCUAGUGGGGAUAGAUUCUCGUUUAUGUGAAAUCGAACCAUUAUUAUGUCUUAAGGCGGCUGAUGUUCGCAUCAUAGGAAUCUGGGGCAUGAGCGGCAUAGGGAAGACAACUCUUGCAGGUGCUAUUUUUGAACGAUUUCGUAAUCAAUUUGAGGGUUGCGUCUUUUUUGAAAAUGUUGGAACAGAAUUGGAAAGAGAAGGUAUUGAAGGUUUACAAGAGAAAUUGCUUUCAAAAAUAUUAGGGCUUAAAAAUCUUAGUUUAACAGGACGCCCUUCAAUAAAGGCUGCAUUAGGCUCUAAAAAAGUCCUUAUUGUCCUUGAUAAUGUGAAAGAUCAGAUGAUCAUAGAAAAGAUAGCCAAAAAACGUGAUUGGUUUGGUGUUGGAAGUAGAAUCAUCAUAACUACUACAAAUAAAAAUGUGUUGAGGACUCAUGAAGUGAAGGAAAUAUAUGAGGUGAAGAAAUUUGACGGGGAUGAAGCCAUGAAGCUUUUCAGUCGUUAUGCAUUUAAACAAGACCAUCCCAGAAAAGAUUUUGUGGAGCUCUCCAAAAGCAUAAUAGCUUGUACUCACGGUCUUCCAUUAGCUAUUAAACUUUUAGGUGACCUUUUAUUUGAAAAGAGCAAACAUGAGUGGGAAUCCAAAUUGGAUAAACUGAACAAAGAUCUUAAGUUGGGCAUCAAUUGUCUUCAAAUGAGUUACAAUGAGCUCAAUGAUGAUGAACAAUGUUUAUUUCUAGACAUUGCGUGUUUUUUUAAGGGUGAGGACAUAGAUUAUGUUGCAAAAAUACUUGACAAUCACAAUCGUUGCCCAAUUGAUGGAAUACAUGCUCUUGUUGAUAAGUCUCUAAUAACUAUUUCUGGGAACAAGCUUCAAAUGCAUGAUUUACUACAAGAAAUGGGAAGAGAAGUUGUUUGUCAAAAGUCCCAAGAGCCAGGCAAGCGGACCAGGUUGUGGAAGCAUGAGGACAUUUCCCUUGUGUUGAAAAAUAAUAAGGGAACCGAGGAAGUUGAAGGAAUAUCUCUCGAUUUGUCUCAUGUAAAAGAGAAACUCCGCUUCGAAACUCCAGCCUUUGCAAGGAUGAAUAAACUUAAAUUGCUUAAAGUGUACAAUUCUGGAGGUGCCUCCAAAAAGGGGAACUGUAAUGUGCACUUUUCCCAAGGUUUUAAAUUUCAUUAUGAUGAAUUGAGGUACUUACAUUUACAUGGAUACAAUUUGAAAUCAUUGCCCAAUGAUUUCAAUGCAGAGAAUCUUGUACAUUUAAGUAUGCCUCAUAGCUACGUACAACAACUUUGGAAAGGAAGUAAGGGUAUGGAGAAGUUAAAAUCCAUUGAUCUCAGUCACUCCACACGUUUAACAGAAACCCCAAAUUUCUCAGGGGUCGUUAACCUUGAACAAUUAAUUCUUCAAGGUUGUAUUUCUUUGCGUAAACUUCACACAUCCAUUGGAGUCUUGAACAAGCUGAAGCUCUUGAAUUUGAGAGACUGCAAAAUGCUUAAGAGUCUUUCAGAAAGUAUUUGUUGUCUAAGUUCCCUUCAAACACUCGUUGUUUCUGGUUGCUGCAAAUUGAAAAAAUUUCCUGAGAAUCUUGGGAAAUUAGAAAUGCUGAAGGAGCUUUACGCAGAUGAAACUGCUGUAACAGAAGUACCCUCCUCUAUGGGUUUCUUGAAAAACCUUGAAACAUUUUCUUUUCAAGGGCGUAAAGGACCAUCUCCUGCCCCGUCCUCAAUGCUCAGAACGAGAUCAGAUUCCAUGGGUUUCAUAUUGCCUCAUGUGUCAGGUUUAAGCUCUUUGUUAAAGCUAAACCUAAGUGAUCGCAAUAUAUUAGAUGGAGCAAGGCUUAGUGAUCUUGGCUUGCUAUCUUCACUGAAAAUAUUAAUAUUAAAUGGGAACAACUUUGAUACUCUGCCUGGGUGCAUCAGUCAACUUUUUCUACUGGGAUGGCUUGAGUCGAAAAAUUGCCAGAGACUUCAAGCACUGCCAGAGCUUCCAUCCAGCAUAGGGUAUAUAGGUGCACAUAAUUGCACAUCUUUGGAAGCAGUUUCAAAUCAAUCACUGUUCUCAUCACUUAUGAUUGCCAAAUUGAAGGAGCAUCCUCGGCGGACAUCCCAACUUGAGCAUGAUUCCGAGGGGCAGCUAUCUGCUGCAUUCACUGUUGUUGCUCCUGGGAGUGGAAUACCAGAUUGGAUCUCUUAUCAGAGCUCAGGGAGAGAAGUAACAGUAAAGCUACCUCCAAAUUGGUUUACUACCUACUUCCUGGCUUUUGCUUCUUGUGUUGUCACUAGUCCCUCAGUUCUGCCUUAUGCAGACAGUAUCAAUGAGCUUUGUACAAAGUGUACCGUGUUCUAUUCCACAUCCAGUUGCGUUUCUUCUUCCUAUGAUGUUUUCCCUCGAAGUCAUGCAGAAGGAAGGAUGGAGUCGGAUCAUGUGUGGCUGAGAUAUGUACGAUUUCCCAUUUCUAUUAAUUGCCAUGAAGUGACUCACAUUAAGUUUUCAUUUGAGAUGAUUCUUGGCACAAGUUCGGCAAUUAAGAGAUGUGGGGUUGGUCUAGUGUACGGUAAUGAUGAUGAGAAUUACAACAAUCCAGGUAUGAUCCAAUUCAACUCUAUCUUCUCUCCUCCUAACCUUGAAAUCCAUGAUGGGGAACCCAGUGGAAGUGGGUGCUCUAAUGUUGAUGGCUCAGAAUCAGACGAUUCUGAUUACUAUACUGCUGAUGAGGGGGAACCCAUUGCAACUGCCUAUUAUCACUCUGAAUCAGGGAGAUGCGGGCAAAGAAAGGCUUCAAAUGUAGCAAUUAUCAAGACAACACUUGCUAAGGAGGAACUGGAAUACCUGUUUAAUAGACUCUUGGUGGGUUGUGUAUGUUUCGUUUCUUUUCUUUCUUUCAUCUUCUUCUUAUCUUAUUUUGAUUUUGGUUACAUGUCUUAAGAUCGUUUAGAGUAGUUAAAUAAGAAUUUAGGAACUUGAAGAAAAAGUGAUAUUCUUUCGCA